Bubalus bubalis (water buffalo) is the source of this 3848-nucleotide messenger RNA. It is a transcript of the gene TMOD2, whose product is annotated as tropomodulin 2. The coding region runs from base 218 to 1297 and encodes 359 amino acids. The transcript has 11 exons. Lineage: Eukaryota; Metazoa; Chordata; Mammalia; Artiodactyla; Bovidae. The record is from RefSeq and is a predicted model, not a curated record. Gene Ontology annotation, biological process: myofibril assembly; pointed-end actin filament capping; muscle contraction. Gene Ontology annotation, molecular function: tropomyosin binding. Gene Ontology annotation, cellular component: striated muscle thin filament; myofibril.
GCGCCCCGGCGCCGCGCCCGGCCGGGAGCCGCCUGUUGAUCGCCGCGCUCUCCCGGGCCACGGCGCCGCCCUGCUCGCCGGCCCCGCUACUUCGGGGUAGACGGACUGACUGCCCGCACCGCCCGCUCCGGGAUGGGCGCACGCACGGUAUUCUGAAGUCUUAGGAAGCUGGCACAGUUCAAUGUCCGUGGCCCAUGAGAAAGGCAUAUAAGAAACCAUGGCACUCCCUUUUCAAAAAGAGCUGGAGAAAUACAAGAACAUUGAUGAAGAUGAGCUUCUUGGCAAACUCUCAGAAGAGGAACUGAAACAGUUGGAAAAUGUUCUUGAUGACCUAGAUCCUGAGAGUGCACUGCUGCCAGCUGGAUUUCGACAGAAAGACCAGACACAGAAAGCAGCCACGGGCCCGUUUGACCGCGAGCACCUCCUUAUGUACCUGGAGAAGGAGGCUUUGGAGCAGAAAGACAGAGAAGACUUUGUGCCCUUCACUGGAGAAAAGAAAGGGAGAGUCUUUAUCCCCAAAGAAAAGCCCAUAGAAACUCAUAAAGAAGAAAAGGUGACCCUGGACCCAGAACUGGAAGAAGCUUUGGCCAGCGCCUCCGACACUGAACUCUAUGACCUUGCAGCUGUUCUUGGAGUACACAAUUUGCUCAACAAUCCCAAGUUUGAUGAAGAAACAACCAACACGAAAGGCGGCAAAGGGCCUGUGAGAAAUGUGGUCAAAGGUGAAAAGGUCAAGCCAGUAUUUGAGGAACCACCCAAUCCCACAAAUGUGGAAGUAAGUCUACAGCAGAUGAAAGCCAAUGAUCCCAGCUUGCAAGAAGUCAACCUCAACAACAUUAAGAACAUUCCAAUUCCAACCCUGAAGGAAUUUGCAAAGGCUCUGGAGACCAACACUCACGUGAAAAAGUUCAGUCUGGCCGCAACCCGCAGCAAUGACCCUGUGGCAAUUGCCUUUGCAGAUAUGCUAAAAGUAAACAAGACCUUGAAAAGUCUAAACAUAGAAUCCAAUUUCAUCACUGGUGCUGGGAUCCUGGCCCUUGUAGAAGCACUGAAGGAAAAUGACACGUUGAUUGAGAUCAAGAUCGACAACCAGAGACAGCAGUUGGGAACAGCCGUGGAGAUGGAAAUUGCCCAGAUGCUGGAGGAGAAUUGCAGGAUCCUCAAGUUUGGAUAUCAGUUUACCAAGCAAGGACCACGAACAAGAGUGGCAGCUGCCAUCACAAAGAAUAAUGACCUGGUUCGUAAAAAGCGAGUUGAAGGAGACAGAAGUGCUACAUAUUUGUCUUGGAUUUUUUAACAUAUGCAACUGCUUUAUUUGUCCCUGGACACCUCUGGCGACUUGCACCAAUGGAUUUAUGCAGAUCUUAGUCGGUGACAGCAAUCAAAAAUGAUUUAACCAUUUUCAUAUUGGGUUAUCUUGCUUUCUUAUGUGAACUUUAUUUUUUAACCAUUGAAAGGAACUUAAUAUAUAAAUGUGUUUGUAACUGUGAUUAAGAUAGAGGCCUAUCUCUGUUUACAUGCAUAGCUUUGAGUUAGGCUAAAUACAACAGAAGUGUUCUCCUGACCACAUAAGAAGUUAGUAUUGCCAAUCUUUCACUGAGUGAGAAAAUGUGACCAGCUUGGCACAAAUUCUCCCUUAGUUCCAGAAAAGUCACUAAAUGCAAGUGCCCUGCUGGUUGAAGAUCAGUGGUGUCAUCCUCAUAAAAAGAAGACAGCAUUAUGAUACAUAAACACAGCUUUAGCAAAUAAGUAUGAAAUAUUUAUUCACCCACAAAUAUAGCUUUAAGCCAGACUCAUGCAUAGCAAAAUGAAUUAGCUACUUUUACUGAUUAUUCCACAUACAUUCGAUCUUUAACAUCACUCUAUGGAUAACAUUUUAUAAAACUGUUUUAAAGUUUUCCAGCCAUGAUGAGAAAUUUUUAAAUUAUAAGAGGAAAGCUUUUCAAAUAGUACAUUCUAAAUAAAACAGUAAUAAUUGCACUCCAAGGUUAUCUGUUACACACGAUUACAUUAUUUUGGCAGAUUUUAGAAGCAUUUAUUGCUUUGUCUUUAGGGCAACAAGAUCACAGGAUGAGAUAUGAACGUUCAAGAUAAUUGUGUAGAUUUUGUUCACAUGGCAUGAUCCAUCCAGACAUUUGCAAAUAUCAGGAAAAAAUGUGAAUUAUUAUUUAUCCAGAGUUUGUCAUCUCAAGGACAAAGCCUGUGAAAGUACAACUGAUGCUUGAAUCUUUUCAUCCAGCAACCAACACUGUCAUGUUAAGCUAAGGACAUUUGUGACUGCAGCCUCUGGCACCAGCUCUUUGAUAACUGUCAGUGCCUAAGGCUAGAAUUAAUGGCCCUCUGACAUUGCCUUAGGCUCCUCUCCCUCCUCUUCCCCCUCCUUUCCUUCCAGUUCAUUCUCUUUCUUCUCUGUAAUCCUGAGCCUUGUAAAGGUGGUGUCCUUCGUCUUGAUGACACCUGGAGCUAAAGGAGUUGCUGACUCAGGCAGAGGAAUUCACUAAGUAAUUGAGUGUUCCUGAGUUGCUUGAUAGCAAUAAAACAAAUAAAUGGGAAAACAACUCAUACAUUAUUCUAGUUUAUAAAACACACAGAAACUGGAGAGAAAGUCCUUUCUUUAGCCACAAAAGGCUGUUGGGUUUUUCUGUAAUAUCUUUUCGACCAACUUUUUUGACCUUUAAAUGAACUUUUUGACCAACCCAAUAAAAUUAGAUAUUUACUUGUAAGUGCCCACAUCUCUAGCUCUAAAAUCUUUUGGAAAAAGAAAAAAAAAAAGAAGAAAACAAAAUAAAAUCCUUUAAGAUGUAAGAAUAUUUUAUUAUACUUUUUGAGGGCAUAAUGGACAGAGCAUAUUGAAUUUUGGAAAUCACAAAGAUUCUUUAGUUUUCUGCUAGAUUUCCCUAUCUAUUAAAAAAAAAAGUAGUAACUACUAUUUGAUUUUUUUUUCUUUCCCUUUUAGGUGUGGUAUGUUGGAGCCAACUCAUAUAGGUUUCACCAUUAUUAAAUUAUCAAGAAUCUUGCAAACUGGUUGCUAAGCACAACCAUUAUUAAAAAUUAAAUGGCAUGCACUUACAAUUAAAUAAUUAUAUCAAAAAACAAAAGUAAUACUCAAAAAUACAUUUUGCCAUUUUUGUAUUCUUGAGAUUAUUUGCACCUAUUGUGUUUUUGGCACAAAUUUUUUUUGGCAGAAAUACUAUAUCGUGGUAUGCUAUUAUACAUCUCUCCCCAACUCGCUAGUUCUUCCCAACUAAGAAGUUCCAUACUUCUUGUUGGUAGUUUGAAAUUGAUCAUGGCAUGGAAAUUGAUAAAUGUUAUAAAUCAAGACUUUCCCCUAUCUCACCUGUCCCCAGGUUGCUGGUUCAUGCAUCUACCAUCAGCAUAGCACUGGGUAAAAUGUAUACAGUUUUUCUUCUUCUUUUUUUGUUUUUUGUAUACAUGUUUUGGUUACCAUGUUGCCAAAGGGAAGAACACUUCUGUUUCUUAGUUGUCUUUCUCCUUUCCCUUCAGAUUUGUUGCAAAUAUAUUCAAGUGCAGAGUCCCUGACAUGCCCCACUAAGUAAGGCUUUUUCCUUUCUGCUCUCAUUUACUCUCUUUCUUGUCUUCUCCCCUAAGAAAUCUUGGAUCCUACACAGAGUAUUCCCUGCAGCCCCAAGAUACUGUGGACCCGGGGCUAAAGGCAAACCCUGGCAGGAAGAAGGGAAAAGGUCAGGACUUGAUAGUGCUGUGCUGCAGUUGUUGAUAGUAUUAAAGCAAAAUAAUGGGAUAUUGUCAAAAUUUAGCAUUGUUUUUAGCUUACAAAAUAGUUAGGUCAAAUGUAUAUAGAAUCUAUUAAAUCAAAUAUUUAUUACUAA